GUGGUGGGUUUGGAGUCAGACUUCUCUCCUGUGUGAUUUGGAUUGGAACUGCCCAGCAUAGGAUCCUCUGCAGCAGGUCCCUGUGUUGUGCCGUGUAGCUGGGUGUCAUGACGGUCACAUACACAGCACGGGUGGCAAAUGCACGAUUCGGUGGGUUCUAUAAGCUCCUGCUGCUAUGGAGAGGCAGCAUUUACAAGCUAUUGUACAAAGAGUUUCUGGCCUUCUUUCUCAUGUAUCUGACGCUCAGUAUUACAUACAGGUUCCUACUCAAUGAGAAUCAGAAACGCAGCUUUGAAAAAGUGUCAAUUUACUGCAACAACUACGCCAAUCUCAUCCCGGUUUCCUUCGUGCUGGGUUUCUAUGUCACCCUGGUUGUGAACAGGUGGUGGAACCAGUAUCUGUGCAUGCCAAUGCCAGACCGGGUCAUGUGUGCCAUCACUGCUACAGUACACGGUACGGACGAGCGGGGGAGGAUGUACCGACGGACGCUCAUGCGUUAUUGCAGCCUGUCUGGAUUACUCAUCUUGCGAUCUGUCAGCACAGCGGCCUUUAAGAGGUUUCCAACUAUAGACCAUGUUGUAGAGGCCGGGUUUAUGACUCGCUUUGAACGGAAGAAGUUUGAGAAUCUGCGCUCGUCCUAUAACAAAUACUGGGUUCCGUGUGUUUGGUUCUGCAGUCUGGCCAAUCAGGCCCGGAAUGAGGGGCGAAUUCGCGAUGACCAGGCCUAUAAGAUGCUCAUAGAGGAGUUAAAUGCUUUCCGUGGAAACUGUGGUAUGCUCUUCCACUAUGACUGGAUAAGUGUCCCCCUGGUGUACACCCAGGUAGUAACGAUUGCCGUAUACAGCUAUUUUCUCACCUGUCUGAUUGGACGUCAGUUUUUGGAUACGUCCCAGGGGUACCCCGGCCACGACCUGGACCUCUAUGUCCCCGUCUUCACCCUCCUUCAGUUCUUUUUCUAUACCGGCUGGCUGAAGGUGGGAGAGCAGCUGAUUAAUCCAUUUGGUGAGGAUGAUGAUGACUUUGAAACCAAUUUCUUAAUUGACCGGAAUUUCCAGGUGUCUAUGAUGGCAGUUGAUGAGAUGUAUGAUGAUGUUCCUAUUUUGGUGAAGGAUCGAUACUGGAAUGAUUCAGAUCCUCGCCCACCAUACACAGCAGCUACCUUAUCCCAGAAGUACCUACCUUCCUUCCAGGGAUCCACAUUUGACAUGGCGAUCGCCAAGGAGGACAUGCAGUUCCAACAGCUCUCAGAAAUAGAGGAACUGAACGAAGAGACUAUAUCCUCCCAAUUUCCGUUGCUGAGCCGACUCUUGCAAGGCGUGGGCGCUUCUCCGCUGGCCUCCUCUGUUGCUCUCAGUGCGGCAUUUGUACCACCUGGCAGUCGCUCGUCGCUUCUCAAAAGGUCAAUUAAUAAUAUUUGGGGAUCUUCUAAUAGCUUGUACCAGGAGAACUCUCAGGAUCUACUCCCCGAGCCACUGGCAGAAGCGGAUGAAGGACAACCCAUUACCCCAUUGUUUCAUAUUGAAUCUCAGCAAUUCCUUGUUCCUUCUAAAGAGGCAGCUCCUUCGUUGGUAGACACCAUCCAGGCCUCCCAAGAUGGGGAAACCACCGCUUGAUGAUGGGUUUCUUCAAACCGCCCAGCCGUUUAGGUUAGAUGUUGUCAGGCUGAACCACAUUAUUCCUAUAAAUCUGGUGAUGAGAGUUCUCAGCUCUGCAUAGCAUUUACAGACAUUACCCUUGUGUUUCCUGUUAGCCUGGACUGUUCAGUUAUGUUACAAAAAGAACCCAUUUAUAGAUUGCCAGUUUGCCCUUUAAGUGAUACUGCCAAACCUUCCCCCCACCUUUCCGGAGUCGCACCCACAUUUUUCAUGCUUCCACUUUUUUGAUGUUUUUGGGUCAGUCAUGUGAUAAACGGGGUCCUUUUCGCUUCUUCUCCAGUGUUGGAUAGUCUACAAUGAUGCAGAGGCCAUUGCUGUCGUAAAUAACGCUCGUGCUAUUCUCUGCGUAAUUGUACUCGGAGUACACUGGUGGUGCCCCUUCAAGGAGCGGGUCCAUGACACCUUGCACUCAGAGGGUUUGGGUUGAGUGAUCCUAUGUGUUAAGAGAGAGCACUUGCUUUGCCUCGUCCAUAAAUAAUUAUGGGAAUACAAAAAAAGGGUAGCCCCAGGUCAGACAUUAACGGCACAGUAAACCGUAAGGAUAUAGAAAGAUAAUCCUUAUUAAAACAUGGACACAUACAUGGUAUACAAAGGGACAUGAAAAAAGGUUAAAAACCCAUAUACACAGAGAUACGUAGUAUACGAUGUAAGCCCAAGUGUAUUAACACGUUUCGCUUCAUCAGGACACAUUCGGGAUUCCUUGGUUGCAAGAAAAAGGAAAAAUGGGUCUUGUAUCUAAAAACAAAAUGAUAUAUUUAUAAUUGGAAUAACACACAUUUUUUUUGGGAAGCACUAUUUUUCUAUAUUCUUAUUGUUCACUGUGCCGUUAAAGUCCGACCUAGGGCCACCCUUCUGGUCUCCAUUUUUUGUGAUCCUAUGUGGUCUUUAACCUGGAGGAGAACCGGUACUUAAUUACAGAGUGGGCAGUCAUCAGGGGACAGCAACAGAUAGGAGGUGAGUAUUGCAAGAGCUACUUUUAAUCUUAGAACAGUGUGGGCACUGAGAUCCACCUAUCUCUAUCGCCAUCGUAAAAUAAAUAAAAAUAAACCCUGGAGUUGGACAUUGAAGAUAUCAAGCUAAACUAUCUAGCAAACAAAGUACAAAUGGCUGCCUGCGCACACUUUUUAUUUAUUUAUUUUGCGG
Molecule: messenger RNA, 2798 nt
Organism: Rana temporaria (common frog)
Lineage: Eukaryota; Metazoa; Chordata; Amphibia; Anura; Ranidae
Gene: BEST2
Product: bestrophin 2
Exons: 10
Coding region: 108-1613 (501 amino acids)
Molecular function (GO): chloride channel activity
Source: RefSeq, a predicted model, not a curated record